Microthlaspi erraticum is the source of this 1056-nucleotide messenger RNA. NCBI's taxonomy places the organism in Eukaryota, Viridiplantae, Streptophyta, Magnoliopsida, Brassicales, Brassicaceae. The record is from the annotation of a GenBank genome assembly.
AUGCCUUCCUUAAAAGAAGACGUAUCCAUCGGAAACUUAGGCAGUCUCCAAACACUCCCUGACUCAUUCACCUGGAAAUUCACAGCUGCCGACUCCGCUCUCCCUCUCUCCUCCUCCGCAGUGGAAGAGUCCAUUCCGGUCAUCGACCUCUCCGAUCCUGACGUCAUCACUCUGAUAGGAAAUGCGUGUAAAACGUGGGGAGCGUUUCAGAUAUCCAACCACGGGAUUCCUCAGAAGCUCCUCAACGAUAUCGAGUCUCUCUCGAAAACCCUUUUCGAUAUACCAUCGGAGAAGAAGCUCGAGGCGACUUCCUCCGAUAAAGGAGUUAGUGGCUAUGGGGAACCUCGAAUUGCUUCUUUCUUCGAGAGGAAAAUGUGGUCCGAAGGGUUCACAAUCGCUGAUGGCUCUUAUCGCGACCAUUUCCUUACUCUUUGGCCCCAUGAUUACACCAAAUACUGUGGAAUAAUCGAAGAAUUCAAGGGCAAAAUGGAAAACUUAGCGAGCAGGCUUCUGUCUUGGAUAUUGGGCUCGCUUGGUGUCACCGUUGACGACAUUGAAUGGGCUCAGAAGCUUGAGAACUCUGGGUCAAAAGUGGGCCGAGGCGCCAUACGACUAAACCAUUACCCGGUUUGUCCAGAGCCAGAACGUGCCAUGGGUCUAGCGGCUCACACCGACUCCACUAUCCUAACCAUUCUGCACCAGAGCAACACGGGAGGGCUACAAGUGUUUAGAGAAGAGACCGGUUGGGUUACGGUAGAACCGGUUCCUGGUGCUCUCGUGGUCAACAUCGGCGACCUCUUUCACAUUUUGUCGAACGGUAAAAUCAUGAGUGUGGUUCACCGAGCUAGAGUUAACCAAAUCCGGUCAAGAAUUUCGAUUGCGUACUUGUGGGGUGGUCCAGCUGGUGAUGUGGAGAUAAGACCAAUACCCAAAAUAGUUGGUCCGGCUGAAUCGGCUCUAUACCGGCCAAUCACUUGGAAUGAAUAUCUCCGCAUAAAAUAUGAGGUUUUCGACAAGGCAUUCGACGCAAUUAGGGCCGUUAAUCCCACCAAUUGA